Knipowitschia caucasica is the source of this 1476-nucleotide messenger RNA. The record is from the annotation of a GenBank genome assembly. Lineage: Eukaryota; Metazoa; Chordata; Actinopteri; Gobiiformes; Gobiidae.
AUGCUCCCAGCCGCUGACGUCAGCCCGCCAAACACAGGCCUGAUCACCAGAGCCGAGGGUGGACAGGGAGAGGGGAGGGCGGCACUGGCCUUGGCGCCCCAGAUCCAGGGCUUCCAAAUGAUAGCGGCGGCGGUGGGGGUUGGGGUGGGGGUGGUGGGUGUUGGGGUGGGGGUGGUGGGGGGGGUGAUGGGAGCAUGUAGAGGAGCAGGGAAGAGCACUGUCCCCCCGCCCCCACCCUCCGUGAUGGACUCCCCCAUCACCUCUGUGGAGUCCUUCCGUUUCCUGGGCACCACCAUCACCCAGGACCUCAAGUGGGAGCCGACCAUCAGCUCCCUCAUCAAGAAGGCCCAGCAGAGGAUGUACUUCCUGCGGCAGCUCAGGAAAGCCAAGCUGCAGUUCUACACGGCCAUCAUCGAGUCCAUCCUCACCUCCUCCAUCACCUCCUCCAUCACCUCCUCCAUCACCUCUUCCAUCACCUCCUCCAUCACCUCCUCCGUCACCGUGUGGUUCGCUGGAGCCACAGUCAGGGACAAACAGAGACUACAGCGCAUUGUGCGCUCUGCAGAGGAAGUGAUCGGCCGCAGCCUUCCAUCGCUGCAGGACCUCCACGACUCCGUGAAGCUGAUCAAGUUCGCGGACGACACCACCCUCAUUAGACUCAUCUCCAACAACGAUGAGUCCGCCUACAGGAGGGAGGUGGACCGGCUGGAAGAGCACUGUCCCCCCGCCCCCACCCUCCGUGAUGGACUCCCCCAUCACCUCUGUGGAGCCUUCCGUUUCCUGGGCACCACCAUCACCCAGGACCUCAAGUGGGAGCCGACCAUCAGCUCCCUCAUCAAGAAGGCCCAGCAGAGGAUGUACUUCCUGCGGCAGCUCAGGAAAGCCAAGCUGCAGUUCUACACGGCCAUCAUCGAGUCCAUCCUCACCUCCUCCAUCACCUCCUCCAUCACCUCCUCCAUCACCUCUUCCAUCACCUCCUCCAUCACCUCCUCCGUCACCGUGUGGUUCGCUGGAGCCACAGUCAGGGACAAACAGAGACUACAGCGCAUUGUGCGCUCUGCAGAGGAAGUGAUCGGCCGCAGCCUUCCAUCGCUGCAGGACCUCCCCACCCCCCCGCCGCCGCUCCCGACCCCCACGCGACCCGUACCGACUCCCCGACGCAGCGAGCCAAAAAUCGCCGGACCACCUCAACUACCGACACCGCGAGAUACCCUGUCCCACCCCCAGAGCUACCCAGCUGAGAGCACCGAACGCAAAGUUCCCCUCACUCGACCCCCUGCCCCCGCUGCCACGACGCCACGCGGGGUGAAGGGUGGGGGGGGGGGGGGGGGGGGGGGGGGGGGGGGGGGGGGGGGGUGGGGGUGGUGGGGGGUGGGAAGUCACGCACUCGGCACGGGGGCUCCCCCCCCCCCCCGUCACAGAGCCCCGUCCCCCCGAGGCUGGGCGGUUGGGGACGACAGCCAGACAUGUUCAUAG